AUUUAAUUUCAUGGCUUAAUGUGUUUCUUUUCUAUUGAUGUUUAGUGUUACAUUGUUCGUAACGUUACUGUAAAUUACUAGAGAAUUACUUUAUUAGAGAAUUGUGUAUAGAGUGGAUCUUUAUAACAAGAAAAGGGUUUCUAAAAAAAUAAUAUCUUUUGCAUUUCACCCAUAGCUUGUUUCCUAGUCUAGCUUUCUACAUCAGAAUCUGUGACAAAUUUCUUAUGUUCCUCUAUUUAGAAAAGAGCUUCUGCUAAAUGCUUUAUUGUAACGUUUGUUAAUAUUUGUCUUAUUAGUUUAUGUAUUAAUUAAAGAAUAUACCUUAUGCCAUUUCAUGCUUAUAAAAGCUUUGGUUACAUCAACAUUAGCAAACUUCCUAUAGAGAUGUUUUAUGCUAGAAUUAAUUCAAUAACUUCUUUUUGAAUUUGUCAGAUCUGGUGCCCCUCCCAACGCAUCACCAAUAAAUACUAGGAAUAUUCCCAUCAUCCUACAAGAGAAGGACAAACUCCAGAUAUUAAAGCGGAAAUCUGUGUGACUGUUAAAGAUGGCAUUUGUUGAAGUGGAGAUUGAAGACAUGAGUGAUCCAGAACCAUCCAGAACGAAUCAUGAGGAUACUGAGGAACAAACAGAUUGGAUGGAAGUGAAAGAGCAAAGACAAGAACUGAAUGAAGCGGGGGAGGAACAUUGUAACUCGAAAAAGCUGCACACCUGCUCUCAGUGUGGAAAGAGUUUCAGACAUAAAUCGGCUCUCAGGAAUCAUCUGACCAUUCACUCUGGAAAAAAGCCAUUCGACUGUGAUCAGUGUGAUAAAAAAUUUAGCUCAUUGUCACAUCUCAACAAACACCUAAAAAUUCAUUCAGACGAAAGGCCUUUCUUGUGUACUGUUUGUGGAAGGAGUUUUGCAAGGCGGGACAGUUGUAAACAGCACCAGAAAAUACACAGUGACGUGAGAGAUCAUGUGUGCCUGAAGUGUGGGAAGAGCUUUACUACGGUUGGGCAACUGAAACAACACCAAAUCAUUCAUACUGGAGAAAAACCUUACAAGUGCUCAUAUUGUGACAAAAGUUUCACUCAGCCUGGAAACCUGAAAUCACAUGAGCGAGUUCACACCGGAGAGAAGCCGUACCGCUGUACUCAAUGUGAGAAGAGUUUCAAAGAUGCAAUCGGUCUCAAAAGUCAUCUGUACAUUCACUCUGGAGAAAAGCCAUUUAUCUGUGAUCAUUGUGGUAAAGAUUUUAAUUCAUCAUCAAAUCUGAGAAGCCACCUGAAAGUCCAUACAAAUGAGAGGCCUUAUGUGUGUUCCUUCUGUGGCAAGAGUUUUUCAGUGCAGGAAAGUUGUAAACUGCAUGAGAAAAUACACACCGGUGUGAGAGAUCAAGUGUGUUGCGAGUGUGGGAAGAGCUUCGUUACACGUGGCCAGCUGAAACGGCACCAGAUAAUUCAUACUGGAGAAAGACCUUUCAAGUGCUCAUACUGUGAAAAGAGUUUCUCUCUGUCUGCACACCUGAAAUCACAUGAGCGACGCCAUACUGGAGAGAAGCCGUACCACUGCGCUCAGUGUGGAGAACGUUUUAAACAUUCAAACUCUGUAGCAAAUCAUAUGAAAAAGCACUUUCCAAAGUUUCACAAUGAGCAAAAUCCAUCCAUCCAGUUAGUUAGUUUUUAGUGCUUUAUUGGCAUGACUAAUAUUAUACAUUUGUAUUGCCAAAGUAAUUGCAGUGUUUCUGCAUUCAAUUAAAGGCACAAUAUGUAAUGUUUCGCCACUAGAGGUCGCCUGUUCAAAACACAGAGACGCCGAGAUUGAGCGCAGAAUCAUGGGAGAUGUUGUCUUCACCUCACAGCUGGUGGAAAAGAAUCCAACGGGACUCAGGCAGAGAUCAUAUUGAUGGAUGAGAGUGCUGUAGGAGCAGAAACGAGGCUGCUGGAGUGAUUGUUAAUGAGAAACAAGAACGACACGUGGCUCGAGAGAAGCAGGACUUUUAUUAUGCCACAGUUGUGCUUCUGCUUCUUCUGGUCAAGCGUAUGUGGGGUAACACAGAGCUGUUUAUCAUAUUGGAUACAUUUGAGUGUGUUGAAAAUUAUGUUAUAAUGUUACUC
This is a messenger RNA of Megalobrama amblycephala (Wuchang bream), 2097 nucleotides long. RefSeq names its product gastrula zinc finger protein XlCGF8.2DB-like. Gene Ontology annotation, biological process: regulation of transcription by RNA polymerase II. Lineage: Eukaryota; Metazoa; Chordata; Actinopteri; Cypriniformes; Xenocyprididae. Gene Ontology annotation, cellular component: nucleus. The record is from RefSeq and is a predicted model, not a curated record. Gene Ontology annotation, molecular function: RNA polymerase II transcription regulatory region sequence-specific DNA binding; DNA-binding transcription factor activity, RNA polymerase II-specific. The coding region runs from base 545 to 1666 and encodes 373 amino acids. The transcript has 2 exons.